CUUACUGGCACAUUAGCUAUUUAAAAACCAUGAUAUCAGUCUUACCGGCCACUCCGUUGUGGCAAAUUUUAGGCUCUGACUACGAGUGUUUCUUCCUAAUGAGGGUUAAACGAGCUAAUCCAAACUGGGUGCUGAUCAGGGUUUGAUUUGAACAAGAACUAAUCUUUGACCCUGAAGGGAGACAAGAUCCAUACAUUUUCAAACCUAAUCUUUAAGUGAAAUUAUAAUACAUUGCCUGCUUCUGGUUAAUCUGUGUCUAUUUGGAAUGUUAGGAUCUUGCUACUAGGAGUCAAAUAGCUAUAUUGUAUUUUAGGGAGAUUUUUGAUAACUGAAUAUCGUCUCUGUUUUUUGACAACAUGUUUGAUUUUGGAGAAGAUUUCAAUAUAUUUUUCUGCUUAGCUCUGUAAUUACAGUUGAUACAUUCCUAUUUUUUGAGGAUUAUUAUUGUAAUAGAGUUUUCACAUAAUUCAUGGGUUGGUGGUAAGGAAAUAAAAUUGUUAAUAGGAUCUUCACAAAUGCGUGAUGGGUUUUUGCUUAUAUAGCACUUUUGAGGCUGCAUUAAAGGAGAUGGAGGAGACAUGAAUGGAAAACUGACCUAAAAGAGUACUAAAAUUACUCCAUUUAUAUACUGAGUUUUACUAAUAAAGUAAAGACAGUAAAGAGAAUUAAAAUUUCAUAAAAUGAAUAAAAAUUUUUAUUUGAAAUUUUAAAUAUUUUGCAUGGUAAUAUAGCUAAUAGGUGUCGAUUUUCAGUAUUGGAAAAUUAUAGUUUGGCAAAUUUGUUAUUGGGAUGUUUUGUAUUUUUACGUUUUAAUUUUCAAAUUUUGACUUCUUGGAUAGAUCAUGCAUGGAGUGAAAGGUGGAAACCAACUAUUCCAAAAGAAUAAAUUGUUUUUCUUCUUUUAAAUUUUCAUUUUGGAUUUUGUUAAUUUCUUAUAAUUAAUAUUUUUUUCUCGAUAUUUUAAUUUUUAAAUUUUUUAUUGUUUUUAACUUCUUAGUAACUCCCAAAGUUUUUGGUUAAAAAAAAAAAAAAUCCCAAAGUUAAAGCCUAUUUUUCUUUAUUUAUUUAUUUUUUCUUAAACCAUAUUGAACACCAUGGCAUGGAAUGGAAAAUAAAUAUUAUUAUAUUUUACUGAGGAUAAUAUUUAAGCCGACCGCACCGCAUAUUAAUAGUGGCAGUCUUGGUAAAAUUCUAAAAAACAUCGGGGUUCUCCAUGUAAAUGUAGUACACGGUAUUCCCAAGUUGCCACGUAGCACUGUAUUGGCGCCAGUUUUCGUUUCCCGCGCCAUUGAACUCUUUCAAUUCCACUGUUUUAACCCUAAAAAAAUAUCCCCAAUUGUCCAUCAUCUUUCUCUCACUAUAUGAUUCUCUCACACACAGAGACAAACACACAAAUUUAUCUAAAGGAGCUUCAAAAUAAUAUCUAUAUGUUUAUGUAUAGUAAUUUAUAUAUCACCCUUUUUAUAUAGCAGUCGUAAACAAGAGGAAGAAGAAGAAGAAGAAGAUGUUUUACUCGCAGACGUUUUUGGCUCGAAAGGGUCCGCUGGGAACGGUGUGGUGCGCAGCGCAUCUGCAGCAUCGGCUCAAGAAAUCCCACUACACUUCCACUGACAUCCCCUCCACUGUCGAGCGCAUCAUGUUUCCAGAGGUCCCAAUUGCACUGCGAAUGUCAGGCCACCUUCUGCUGGGUGUUGUCCGGAUAUACUCAAAGAAAGUUGACUAUCUUUACCAAGACUGCAAUAUUGUUUUUACUACCUUAAGAAAGGCCUUUGCUUCUAUAGAACUUAACUUGCCAGAAGAUGCAAGGCAGGCGCCUGUUGAAGUUAUCACUUUGCCAGAAACUUUUGACCUUGAUGCUGUGGAUUUGGAUGAUGAUAAAUAUCGUGAAGGGGAUCAAGAUAAUCAUCUCAGGAGUUAUGAGGACAUUACACUAACAGAUCAAGUUCCCGUUGGAACAGAACCUUAUGUCGCUGUAACUUUUGAUGAGGAUAUCAUAAUGGAUGCAUCAGAUCCAAUAGAGGUUCCUGCUUCAGCCAUAUCACCUAUGGAUGAGGACAUUGUCCAUCUGCCUGCAGCGGAUAACAGUUUGGGUACUUCUGAUCCAAGCAAUCAGACAAAUGAACCACGUACCAAGAUUAGUGAGGAUGUGACCCUUCCAAAAUCCCCAGGAGUUGAAGUUCCACAUGAUGUGAGUUUUCAAGGUCCUGUUCCAAGUAACCAUGAAGAAUUGUUUGAUACGAGACAUAGAGAGGAGAAUUCCCCUGAAGAUUAUCAAGAAAUUGAAGUUUUACGAGACGCUGUUCCUGAUAUUAGCCCAGGAAACCUUCCUCCAGUUUCCCCAACUUGUAGAAAUGACAUUAGUGAGCCACAAGAACCUAUAGACAUACCAAUGAAUGAGAAAGGAACCCUUUCUCCGGUCAUGGAAGAAAAUUUAACUCAUGAGAGACUGUCUCCACAUCAGCCAAGUUCAGUACCACCACCAACUUCAGCUGCUUCUUUGCAAGAUGGCUUAGAGUUUAAUAACUCGCCUCUAUCAUUUGCAAUUCGAUCAACACCACCUGUUAAGCAGCCCAAAGCAAGACCAAGAAAGAGGAAACAGUGUUUUGAUGAGUCGCCAGUGUUGACUAACAAGUAUAUGAAGAAGGCACUUGAAAAUUCUAAAGAUUUAUUGCGCAAGAGGAGGAAUAUUCCAUGCUCUGCUUUGGGCAUAUGGAAAUUAAAGAAUGUUUUAAGAAAGGACCAAGUUCUGUUUCAGCCAUCAAUAACUGGAUUGUCUUUGGAUCUUUGUAAUAUUUAUGACAAGGAUUAUGUAUCCUCAAAACUUCAGUUGUUGGAGGAAGCUUCUCCAGACACCGAGGUUGUGAGAUCUCCUGCUCCCAUAACCGAAGCCGGCCUAGAUCCUGGGGUUGCACAAUCUCCUGCCCAUGCAACUGAAGAAAUUUUCCCACAGCAAAGGGGUGAAGAAUCUGAGGGUCCUGUUAAUGAUUAUGAUCAGGAAAUUGAACAUCUUAGACAUGUUGAAGACCGUGAUGAAAGGGAUGUCUUACCUGAUUUUGUUCCAUCACCUAGAUUGACGCCUUCGCAUGGAAGAGAGGACCACACUCCUCUCACAUCUCAAUUUUUAGGGUCAGCUUCAGUCGAAAGGACCAUUGGAACUGGAGUUUUGCCAACACCAGAUCUACCAGCUUCAACCGGACUUUAUGAGUCUGAAAUUGAAACACCAAGUGCAUUUUUAUGGGAGCAACUAGGUGUAGAAAACACCGUUCUUUCGGAUGUCCCUGAGUUGGUGAAUUCAAAAGAUGCAGAAGACCUUUAUUUUCUGGAAGCUGACAACAAUACUCCCACAGGAUGUCAAGGGACACAAGGAGUUUAUUCAUUGUCUGUCAGAACCAGGGCUGUAGCUCAAUAUUUAAAAAAACAAUCUGAUGUCACACCAAGCUCAGAAGACCUGUAUGGAGAUCUGAGUUUGAACAAGAUCCUAGAAGGGAAAACAAGAAAGCUAUGUGCUCGAAUGUUCUUUGAAACACUGGUUUUGAAGAGCUAUGAUCUUGUUGAUGUACAACAAGAAGAACCUUACGGUGAUAUCAGUUUGAAGUUGACUCCAACACUUUCAAAGGCUCAAAUCUAAGAUGACUUUAUUUAAGGUGCUUGCCUGGCCAUACUGUAUUUAGUUGUUUCCCAGGUGAAAGAAGAAAAAGCAGAAUGUUAGUGUAAAGUAUGUACGGCAAUGGAAAUGCAAUUUUUUGACUUCAUGAGAAAGCUUAAUCCAAAGUGUAGUGUAGCUUUUUUGUUUUUUUGCUUUUUCAUGGAAAUCCGAAGUUUAGUUGAUAAGUUAUUGUAGGCAGGUCAUUGUAAUUAAUUAUAAUAACAUCCUUUCCAGUUUUUCUUAAAGUGGCUUGAUCUCUUUUGUUGUUUUUCAUUUGUCAAUGUCUUUAAAAGCUGACCUUAUUUAUUUAUUUAUUUUUAUUUUUUUA
This is a messenger RNA of Ziziphus jujuba (common jujube), 3974 nucleotides long. Its product is annotated as sister chromatid cohesion 1 protein 3. Gene Ontology annotation, cellular component: synaptonemal complex; cohesin complex. The transcript is spliced from 15 exons. Gene Ontology annotation, molecular function: protein binding; chromatin binding. The coding region runs from base 1505 to 3628 and encodes 707 amino acids. The record is from RefSeq and is a predicted model, not a curated record. NCBI's taxonomy places the organism in Eukaryota, Viridiplantae, Streptophyta, Magnoliopsida, Rosales, Rhamnaceae. Gene Ontology annotation, biological process: mitotic sister chromatid cohesion; synaptonemal complex assembly; replication-born double-strand break repair via sister chromatid exchange.